This is a messenger RNA of Dermacentor silvarum, 1378 nucleotides long. RefSeq names its product prolyl 4-hydroxylase subunit alpha-1. Bases 224 to 1288 code for a protein of 354 amino acids. Gene Ontology annotation, cellular component: endoplasmic reticulum. The record is from RefSeq and is a predicted model, not a curated record. The transcript has 2 exons. Lineage: Eukaryota; Metazoa; Arthropoda; Arachnida; Ixodida; Ixodidae. Gene Ontology annotation, biological process: peptidyl-proline hydroxylation to 4-hydroxy-L-proline. Gene Ontology annotation, molecular function: procollagen-proline 4-dioxygenase activity; iron ion binding; L-ascorbic acid binding.
GCGAACCGGUCAGGGCGCUUUGGGAACAUUCCUCUUCCUUAGCCAGCUCACCAAUUUCAACUCGUACGUGACCCUCACUGCCACUCGUCACUAUCUGAGGAGCCUUUCCGCGGCUUUACUCUCGCCUUCCUUUCGAAAGUGGUGGCCCACAAACAGUGAUGUCACAGGAGCCGCUGUUGGAAUCUGUAAGCUGCAGCACCUGUACGAAAUUCCUGCGACUAAGAUGGCAGACAUGAAGUCCCGCCUACUGCCGGCCGCUUUACCCGAAGACUUCACUUGCGUGGCCAGGGGCUGUUCGAUGGCAGCAGAAUUUGGAAACACCUCCGCCUGGAUUCGAGCAGCGCUUGCAAAGGCGUCGUCAUCCCUGACGAGCGGCGCUUUCCGGCGCCUUCAAUUAGGCCUCGGCUGGUUGCAGGCAAACGACGAGCGCUGGCCUCGGUUGCGACUAUUGACAAAGUCUGAAUCUACGAAGGCGGGCAAAAGCUACCCUUCCUCGCCGGACUCGGAUAUCAACGAGUACAAGAAUGUAUGUGUCACACAGGGAUCCUUGAGGCCGUCUGGAAGCAGACUUGUGUGCAAGAUGUCCACGAACUUCGGAGACCCGCUCUUGAUUCUUCAACCGCUCAAGUUAGAGGUGCUGUCGCUGAAGCCACGAGUGGUUGUCAUCAGCGACUUCCUCUCCCUAUCGGAAGUACACUUCAUCCGAUCGGCAGCGCAGAAGGGAUUCGAGCGUGCAGGAAUUUAUUCCCCGACUGCCGUUGAGGGCAUGCCGAGCUGGAAACGAAUCGGCAAGGUGUCCUGGCUCUGGGAUUCCCACCACAACCUUCUGGAGCGCCUCACUCGGCGCAUAGAAGUCGCAACUGGUUUGUCGCUGGAAUCUGCCGAGGCGUAUCAGGUGGCCAACUACGGCCUCGGUGGACACUACACACCCCACAUGGACGCCCACAGGUUCGAUAAGGUGGCUGACCACGUGGACAGUAAGGAUGGCAACCGACUGGCCACCAUGCUCAUGUACCUCACAGACGUCGACGCGGGAGGCGCCACAGCGUUCGUCAAGCUGGGCAUCGCGGUGAAACCACGCGUCGGUGACGCCCUCUUCUGGUACGACGUGGAGCCAUAUGAUGGAAGCGAGUUUCCCGAUCAGCUUGCUUUCUGGCACCAGAAAAGGAAGGCGGAUGAGCUGACGACGCACGUUGGCUGUCCCGUUCUGUUGGGCUCCAAGUGGAUCGUGACCAAGUGGAUUCACGAGCGAAACAACAUCGUCGUGCACUACAACACGCCCGGCUGACGCCUAGUUACAUGCGCCUAGCAAAACCGCGAACCUCGUCUUGGGUCUGACUCAAUGAAUACAUACCUUUUUCAUUGUUUUUGAUAUUAC